Messenger RNA from Synchiropus splendidus (mandarinfish), 4769 nucleotides. RefSeq names its product BICD family like cargo adaptor 1 (gene bicdl1). NCBI's taxonomy places the organism in Eukaryota, Metazoa, Chordata, Actinopteri, Syngnathiformes, Callionymidae. The record is from RefSeq and is a predicted model, not a curated record. Gene Ontology annotation, biological process: Golgi to secretory granule transport; vesicle transport along microtubule. Bases 412 to 2268 code for a protein of 618 amino acids. The transcript is spliced from 11 exons.
CAUGCACGCGAAGAAAAGCGCUGAGGAUGGAACGAGACCGCGCUCAGCUACUUGGCUGGCUAAUGCCACCCGUGUAACGCCUGAGCAUUAUGGCAGACCCGGGACUGCUAGACGGGAUGGAGCCAGAUCGACCCGCGGAGAGCUUGUCCAGGAGGUUUAGACCAGGCUGAACUCAUCCCCGAGAGCUGCAGUCAACAGCCGCCCAUUGAGCUGUUUUGCCGGAGUCAGUCCGAGCGGAGCCGCGGCAGAGAAGUUAUAUCCAAGGGAGGGAUUCGGGAAGCUGGAGAGACGCUGAGAGGGAUGGAUGAAGUGUCGAUUCCUUGCGGGCCUGGUCAGCCCGGCCCAGCCAGAGCAGCGAGGGCUCAUCCGGAGUGAAAUCUUUUCCGUCGCCUUCUCCUCCGCAGGGCGGCGAUGUCCGCUUUCUGCCUCGACCUGCAGACGCCUGCCGGUGUUUCAGCACCACUGGAGCUGGACAGCGACUGCAUGGAGCCCGAGUCCAGCCCAGCGGCUCCAGAGCCCGCCGGCUGCCAGGGUCCCACGCUGCGGCACACCGGCUCCGGAGGCCUCGGCGUGGCCUUAGAAGAGGAGCUGGCCAUGCUUGGUGGGGAUCAAGGCGACCCGGAGGAGCCGCCGGAAGCUGAAGCGCCAGAGUUGGUGCAUAACACGGACUUGUUGUCGCUCUUCCGACAAAAGGAAAAAGACUUGGUUUUAGCCGCGAAACUGGGCAAAGCUUUGCUGGAGAGGAACCAAGAUUUGACCAAGCAAUAUGAGAAAAUGCACAAAGAUCUCAACGAGAAACUAGAGCACUUGGAGCAGGAGAAGCACGAGUUACGACGGCGCCUGGAGAGUCGAGAAGGGGAGUGGGAGGGUCGCGUGGCCGAGCUGGAGACGGACGUCCAGCAACUUCAGGGCGAGCUGGAGCGUCACCAAGUCCAGCUCAGAGAGACAGACAGGGACAAGUCAAAGGCCAUCAGCGACCUGUCCGAACAGAACCACAGACUGCUGGAGCAACUCAGUCGGGCUGCAGAGGUGGAGAGGCAGCUGUCCACUCAGGUCCAUUCAUUACGGGACGAUUUCAGGGAGAAGAGCAUGUCCACAAGCCAGCACAUGACACGACUAGAAACUCUCCAAGCUGAGCAAGGGCUAGAAAUUAAGAUGCUGUCGGAGAGGAAGAUGGAACUGGAGCGGCGGGUCCACGCAAUGCUAGAGGAGAACGAGCUGCUGCAGAACACAGUGGAGAACCUCCGAGAGAGAACGCUGGUGCUGGAGAAGCAGUGCCAUGAGAAAGACCUUCAGCUGCGGCAGAAUCAGCUGGAGCUGCAGGAGGUCCAGGUGUCCCACCGACAGCUGACCGCUCGGCUGCAGGAGCUCACCGAGGAGCACAGCCUUCACAGCCUCACCCCUCACCCAUCCAGCCUUCUGUGUGAGAUCGAGCAGAGCAUGGAGCAGGAGGAGCAAGAGCAGGAGCGAGAGCAGCUGCGGCUGCAGCUGUGGGAGGCCUACUGCGAGGUCCGCUCCCUCUGCUCACACCUCCGGGGAAAUGACCUCACGGACUCUGCACUGUCCACCGACUCUUCCAUGGACGAGUCGUCAGAGACGUCCUCAGCCAAGGAUGUGCCUACAGGAAGCCUUCACACCAGCCUGCUGGAGCUGCGGAGGCUCACACAAAACCUGCUGGACGGCAAUGAGUCCACGGGCUCCAGACGCAGCGACGAAGAAGCCCUGGAGGACCAAGUGAGGAAGAUGGGGGAGGAGCUCAGAGAGGUCCGGGAGCUGUACGAGUUGGAGCAGGACAAGACGCGAGCCAGUGAGGACGAGCUGCUGCAGCUCCACAAUCAGAUGGCGCUGCUCUCAGUGGAGAUGUGCUCCCUCCAAGAGGAGAAUGAUCGGAUGAGAUCGAUGGCUGAAGUCCAGGAGCCGAGUGAGCUGGUCCAGAGUGCCAUCAGAGACAGAGAUGAAGCUAUAGCCAAGAAGAAAGCGGUGGAGAUGGAGCUGGCCAAAUGUAAAAUAGACAUCAUGUCUCUCAACAGUCAGCUCCUGGACGCCAUCCAGCAGAAGCUCAACCUGUCGCAGCAGCUGGAAGCCUGGCAGGAUGACAUGCACAGAGUUAUUGACCAGCAGUUGAUGGACAAGCACCAGGACGAGUGGCGAGAAGCUCCAUCCUCCCUGUCCGGGCCGUCCAGGCCCCACGGUGGUCAGUCCUCCAGACGGGCUCAGCGCAUCUCAGACCGCGACAGGAGACUUUUCUCUUUUUUCAAAAAGAACUGACCACUGCUGGAGGGCACAGCAGGCAGAGAGGAGCAGGAGAGGAGGCAGGGGGACGUCACCAUUGAAGGCACACCUGGGUUCGGCCAAACCGGGGGACGGGAUGAAGGUGGGGGGUGGAUCAUUUUGCACUUUCAUGCCUCCUCUUCUUCCUGUCGCUGGCGUGUGUGAACACUGAGGCGCAUCACCACUUCCCAGAGGUCACAGAGAGCGUCAGCAGGGUCACAAUGUUUCCUUGUAGUGCCUACAAUCUCCACCACUGCCAGCUCUGCAGAGAGAAAACGCUCACUGUUCACACCCCAGCUGGAAGUGGGGGGGCGUGACGGGGGGACGGCGGCGACACUGGCGGGUCUGAUGUGAUGCAGCUACUCGGGUUUAUCCAGAUGUUGGACGAGGUCAGCGUCAUCUCACAGGUCAACUGACACACUUAUUUUCUUACUCACACUGAGGCACUUUAUGGUUACCAUGGUAACAAGAGGAGGAUCUGCGAGCGUAAAUGGAACAAUAAAAAUGUAAAGCUGCUGGAUGAUAUUUUUAUUUUUUCUCAUAAAAAAAUAAAAAUAUAUGUAAAGACAAACAACUGAAGUUUCUCCCAUACAAAACAACUUUUAAAAUUGAUGGCUCUAAAUUUCCGGCAUGAAAUAUUACUAAACAUUUUACCAAAUAUAUUUGUUGACACUUUAUCAUCUAUUUUACAAGACUUGAGAUCAAAUUAUUUUUUUAAAGUGAAUUAACAUGGUAUAUUUUAUCAUCAGUGACAUCCAACAUGCUGGUAAACCUGAGUAGCAGAAAGCGCGGGUACAUAUUUUUCUACAGAUCAUAUUCUUUUUAACAUAAAUCAUUUUCUGAUAAAGAAUAAUCCAUCAUCUUCCUAGUCGACCAAAUUUUUCUAAGUGUUUACAUUGAGAAGGAGGAGGAGCUGAGUCACCACCUGAAGAGAUCUACCUCCAUUCCAAGGUCUUCACCGGCACUUUGGUUGUGUUAGCCGCGGGGCUUCCAUAUGUUCACCACGUGCGUGGCUCCAUGGUUGGGACAGGACGUCAGGCGCCUCUCUGUCUGCCCGGAAUGUGUCUCACCUAUGCAGAUGUCUUCUGGUCAUCUCAGCUGGCUGUUGGGAAGGAUCAACCCAAAGAAUGAUUUUUAUAACUCACUGGAUGAUAUAUUUAUAAGAAAAAGUACAUAUCUUUUGGAGAAAAAAAAGUUUUUAAAGACAAAGAAACACCCGCCAUUUUGUAGUUUUUGGUUUCCUGUUACUUUCGUGGUCGGUUCUUGGUCAAGCCAUCUUGGACUUUGUUGCUUUCUACUGCCGAGGUGCAGCAGGUGGUGGAGCGGGACAUUGGAUGCCAUGUUUAGGUUCAUAGUAGUAUGUGAGUUUUGGGCAUCAGCAGCUCAGAUUUCCUUUAUUUACUUUCUUAUCCCUCAAGCAUCAUUAGGAAGAUUUAUUUACAUCGUUCUACAAAUUCACUAAGAUAAACAUGUUGCAUGGUUGAUGAAACAGUGUCCCAAUUUCUAGAGGCCACUAGAUGGCGCCAUUGGUUUAGAAAUGCCGUGAAGUUACACAUUUUACAGCAAACAGCGCCAUCUGGUGGCCUCUGGAAAUUGGGACACUGUUUCAUGAAGCCUCAUCGACCCAUCACUACUGCAUCAUUUUGUUCUUUCAAGUAUAUUUUAGAAAUCCCUGUCAAUUUUGAGAAGCUAUUAAACCAUCAACAAAAUAGACAAAUCACUGACUUACUUUAAAGCUCAGAUUAUUAUGACCAAACAUUUUUUUAGACUUCCAAAUUCCACAUUUGUUUGAGAAUUUUAUGAUCAAACAACAUAUCAGUGAUACUUUUGGAUGUGCGUUUGUGUAGCAAAAGUUCUCCCUUCUAAGGACAAAUUUAUGGAAAAUAAGUCAUAUCAUUAUCAUGUUUCACAGUUUUCAACCACUUGAAUUUCAUAUAUAUAUAUAUAUAUAUAUAUAUAUAUAUAUAUAUAUAUAUAUAUAUAUGAACUAAUUUCCCAUACAAACUGUGUUACUAUUGUUUUAUAUGUUUUUUUAAAUCAUACUUGCAGGAACACUUUAAUUUCACCCCGGACGUUAUUUUAACCUUGUAAUCUCGGUUCGAUUUAGAUGGGAAAUAGAGAGUACCAGCUCCUGCUGCAGCCUCCCUUCUUAAACUCAUUGUAAUGGCAUUUUUGUUUGUGUGUUUGGAGAAUGGAAAGCAUUUGAAAAACAAGUGUCUCUGCUGUAAACAUCCUGAUGCUGCCGAUGUGUGUGUGUGUGUCAGUGACAGACAUGCCAUUGAGCGUGUGCUCCACUGCUCGUCUCUUCUUGUAAAUUUGGAAUUUCAAGCUCUGGGUGGACUCAUUGUGCUCCAUGCGAGUGCUUCCAUUCGCCACUGACAAACGGCGCUGUUUUGGUUCCCCAAGGCUUCUAACUAUUCUAAAUAUUUAUCAUGCAAUUUUCUUAGCAUUCCGAGAAUUUCUUUUUUCUACCAAUAAAUUCUUUACAAUUCACUUGU